AUGCCGUCGUUGUCCUGGGGUACCGGGAGACGCCGUGUCCUGAGCGUCCUGUCUCUAUGGAGACGACAACAUGGCGGCAGAGUGAGUUCUGAGGGUUGGUCCCAGGACCAGGGGAACAGCGCGAGUGGCCACCGAAGGUGGCUGAUGCUCAUCCAGGCAGCCUCAAGCCCCCUGAUGAAGACGAGGGACAGCGGGGACUGCACCAUGAACUCCGGCUCCUGCCUGAGCACCAGCACGGUGGCCGUCCCCACUGUCACUGGCAGCAGUGUGGCGCUGAGUGCCUGCAGCAGCAACACCAGUGCCCGCCCUGCCAGCUUGACGGACACUCGCAUGUGCUUCUCAAAGAAGCAAGACAAAGUGAAGAAGAGGGUCAUCUGGGGCAUUGAGGUGGCCGAGGUGCUGCAGUGGCAAGGCUGGACACUCGGGAAGGAGAUCACCAAGAGCCUGGCUCUGAAAAAUCUGUCCUUGAAAACCCAAAAGAUGACGUACAGGUCCCCCAAGACCAAGUUCUUCUUCACAGUCAUCCCCCAGCCCAUCUUGCUGAGCCCGGGCAUAACCUUCACACUCCCCAUUAUCUUCCGGCCUCUGGAGGAGAAGGAGUACAUGGACCAGCUCUGGUUUGAGAAAGAAGAGGGAAUGUUCUGUGUGGACCUGAGGGCCACCCUGCCUUGCCACAGUCUGAUCUGCCCACCGUCCCUGCAGUUGCCCAUGUGUGCCGUGGGGGACACAGCCGAGGCCUGGUUCUGCCUGGAAAAUGUGGGGGACCUGCCCACCUUCUUCACCUGGGAGUUCUCCAGCCCAUUCCAUGUACUGCCCACCACGGGGCUGCUGGAGCCAGGCCAGGCUUCCUACACCAAGGUGACCUUUCACCCCCUUUUGGCCAUCAUCUAUGAAGUUCAGGCCACAUGCUGGUAUGGAGAGGGCAGUAAGCAGAAGAGCAGCAUCCAGUUGCAGGCUGUGGCCAAAUGCGCCCAGCUGCUGGUGAGCAUAAAGCAGAAGCGACCAGAGGACCAGGAUGCUGAAGGCAUCCAGAAAGUGCUGCACUUCGGCACCGUCGCUGUGGGCUGCACCGCUGAGAGGCACAUCAAGCUCUAUAACCCUUCGGCAGUGAGCGCCCCCUUCCGGAUCGAAGUAGCCUCAGACAUGCUGGCCAAAGAUCAUACCUUCUCGUGCCCCACUACCAAUGGCAUUGUGCCUCCAGGAGGGGAGAAGUUAGUGUCCGUGUCCUUUCACCCCGAGACCUUGGACGUCAGAACUAUUGACUACUUGUCCAUCAUGCCAUCUGGCUGUGCCUCCCAAACCCUGCUCAAAGUCGUUGGUUUCUGUAGAGGUCCUGAUGUGUCCCUGAAACACGGCUCUGUCAACUUCAGCUGGGUCAACCUUGGGCAGAUCUCGGAGCAGUCCCUGUGGAUUGAGAACAAGUCGGACUGCACAGCCUACUUCCAGUUUGCCAUUGACUGCCAAGAGAGUAUCUUCAGCAUCAGACCAGCCUUUGGGACCCUGGUGGGCAAGGCCCGCAUGACCUUGCACUGUACCUUCCAGCCCACUCACCCCAUCAUCUACUUUCGGCGUGUGGCCUGUCUCAUCCACCACCAGGACCCGCUGUUUCUGGACCUGAUUGGGACCUGCCACUCGGACAGCACCAAGCCAGCCAUCCUGAGGCCUCAGCACCUCGCUUGGUACCACACACACCUGGCACGGGGCCUUACGUUCUACCCUCCUGACAUCCUGGGCAUCUUGCUGCGGGAGAAGAAGCUGGAGCAAGAUGAGAAUGGGGCCCUCAGGAUUCCCACUGAGGACCUGGCGGACGCGUCAGCCCUGAAGUAUCCUCUCAUUCCUCCCAUGACUGAGUACUUCUUCGAUGGUACCAGCGACCUAGCCAUCUUCCCCCCACCUGUCAGCAUAGAGCCCACUGACGUGGAUUUUGGUGCCUGCCCUGGGCCCAAGAACCCCAACCCUGUCCCCCUGUGCUUGAUGAACCACACCAAGGGCACGAUCACGGUGGUCUGGACGCAGAGGUCUGACUGCCCCUUCUGGGUGACCCCAGACACCUGUGACGUGCCUCCACUCAAGUCCAUGGCCAUGCGCCUGCACUUCCAUCCACCUUACCCCAACUGCCUGUACGCCGUGGAGCUCGAGGCCUUCGCUUUUUAUAAGGUCCUGCGGAGCUACAGUAACAUCGAGGAGGACUGUACCGUGUGUCCCUCCUGGUGCCUGACCCUCCGGGCACGAGGCCACAGCUAUCAUGCUGCCCUGGAGCACCACAUCCCUCAGUAUUCCUUGCACGCCCCCAAGCUCUUUCCUGCAGUGUCCCCCAACGAACCCUCCUACCGUAGCCUGCUGUUGAUCAACAAAGGCUCCAUGAUGUUGACCUUCAACUUGGCCCCCCAAAGCAGCUCAGACAUCUCCCUGCGUCCCAGCUCUGGCCUCGUGGCCCCCAAGGCCCACCAGAUCUUCCUCGUCUGUACCUACCCCAAGGGCAACUCCUGGAAGCAGCAUGUUUUCUACCUGCAGUUCAAUUUUUGCCUCCGGUAUCUCAAGGAGGUAAGCAUGCAGAGCCGGGAGGAGGCUCUGCAGCUGAAGCUGGACACCUGUAAGCGCGUGUUCUUCAAGCCCACCUGGGUGGGCUGCUCCUCCACCAGCCUCUUCACCGUCCGCAACCCCUCGCGUCUGCCCCUGGAGUUUGAAUGGAGGAUUUCCCAGCCGCACCGAAAGAUGCUGGCCGUCCAGCCUGCUCAGGGACUUAUCCAGCCCAGUGAGAGCCUUACGCUGACGUGGACCUUCAGCCCUCUGGAGGAGACCAAGUACCUGUUCCGAGUGGGGAUGUGGGUCUGGGAAGCCGGUCUGCCCCCAGACACCAGGCCCCCAGCCACCACCCACUACAUGCUCCGGCUGGUGGGUGUCGGCAUCACCAGCAGCCUCUCCGCGAAGGAAAAGGAGCUGGAUUUUGGGAACGUGCUGGUGAACAGCAAGCAGUCCAGGUUGCUGAUGCUUCUGAACGAUGGCAACUGCACUCUUUAUUAUCGCCUGUUCCUGGAGCAGUGCAGCCCUGAGGUCGUGGACGACAGCCCGCUCGCCUUGCAGCUGGACCGCACAGAGGGGAGCAUGCCACCCCGGUCCCAGGACACCAUCUGCUUGACUGCUUGUCCCCACCAGCGGUCCCAGUACUGCUGGAAGAUCAGCUACUCUCUCCUCUCCCACAGAGGUGACGAGGCUGGGAAGAGGCAGGAGCUGUGUCGCGUCUUCCUGACGGCUGUGUACCCCUUACUCUCCAUCCUGGAUGUCUGCUCCAUGGGCAGCGCCAAGGGCAUCACCCGGAAACACCUGUGGCGCCUCUUUUCCCUGGACAGUCUCAACACUUACUUGGAGCGUGAUCCCACGCCCUGGGAGCUCACCUACAAGGUGCCCACCCGGCACAGCACGAGCCAGAUCCCCACCGUCUUCACCCCUCUGAAGCUUGACUUCAAUUUUGGGGCAGCACCAAUAGAGGUCCUACCCUCAGUGGUGCUCUUGGCCCUGAAGAACAGCGGAGUGGUGGCCCUGGACUGGCUCCCGGCGUUCGCCAACCUGCAGGAGGCGCUGCUGGAGAACAUGAUCCAGAACAUCCUGGUGGAGGCGAGCCGCGGGGAGGUGGUGCUCACCUCGCGGCCGCGCGUCAUCGCCCUGCCGCCGCUCAGCGUUUCCAGGAUUGAGACUCCCGACUUGCUUUCGGCGGCGGCCCUCGGGCUGCAGCACGCCGAGGUGCCCCGCCUGGUGGCGCGGCCCCCUACCGACUCUUUGAGGAUGCCACAGCCCAGCCCCUCCGACUUGCUGCCCUCAGGGCCCCCCUCUCCACCGCCCCACCACUAA
Leptonychotes weddellii (Weddell seal) is the source of this 3849-nucleotide messenger RNA. NCBI's taxonomy places the organism in Eukaryota, Metazoa, Chordata, Mammalia, Carnivora, Phocidae. The record is from RefSeq and is a predicted model, not a curated record.